GCAAGAUGUCUGUGAAGUGGACAUCAGUCAUCCUGUGGAUACAGUUGAUGUCCUUGUUUAGGUUGGGAACUUGUGGGAAAGUGCUGGUGUGGCCCAUGGAAUACAGCCAUUGGAUUAAUAUGAAGACAAUCCUGGAUGAACUUGUCUUGCGAGGUCAUGAGGUGACGGUUCUGGUGUCUUCAGCUUCCAUUCUCAUCGAUCCCAGCCAAUCAUCUGCUAUUAAGUUUGAGAGUUUCUCUACAUCUAUGACUAAAGAGAGUUUGGAAAAAUUUUUUUCAAAUUGGAUUAGCCAAUGGACACAUAAUGUUCAAGACAUAUCACUUUGGACAUUCCAUUCAGAUAUACAAGAGGCAUUCAUGCAAUCUUCUGAUAUGAUCCAGGAUUUCUGCAGAGAUGCGGUUUUGAACAAGAGUCUCAUGGCAAAGCUACGAGCAUCUAAGUUUGAUGUGGUUCUCGCAGAUGCCAUUAGUCCCUGUGGUGAGCUGCUGGCCGAGCUCCUUAACACAUCCUUAGUGUACACGCUGCGCUUCACUCCUGGGUACACGUAUGAAAAGUACAGCGCGGGCCUUCCAUUCCCUCCGUCCUACGUCCCUGUUGUUCUGUCAGAAUUGAGUCAUCAGAUGACAUUCAUGGAGCGGGUGAAGAACAUGAUUUAUGUUCUGUAUUUUGACUUUUGCUUCCAAACAGUGAAUGAGAAGAAGUGGAAUCAGUUUUACAGUGAAGUCCUGGGAAGACCCACGACAUUAUUUGAGACAAUGAGUAAAGCAGACAUAUGGCUCAUUCGGAUGUACUGGGAUUUGGAAUUUCCUCGUCCACUCUUACCCAAUGUUCACUUUGUUGGAGGACUCCACUGCAAACCUGCCAAACCUCUGCCGAAGGAAAUGGAGGACUUUGUGCAGAGUUCUGGAGAGGAUGGCAUUGUGGUAUUUUCUCUGGGGUCUAUGGUCAGUACCCUGACAGAAGAAAAGGCCAAUUUGAUCGCAUCAGCCCUGGCACAGAUUCCACAGAAGGUUAUAUGGAGAUUUGAUGGCAAGAAGCCAGACACCUUGGGCUCCAAUACUCGGCUCUACAAGUGGAUCCCCCAGAACGACCUUCUUGGUCAUCCCAAAACAAAAGCUUUUAUAGCUCACGGUGGCACCAAUGGUCUCUAUGAGGCAAUCUAUCAUGGCAUCCCAGUGGUCGGCAUUCCUCUGUUUGCGGAUCAGCCUGAUAACAUUGCUCACAUGAUUUCCAAGGGAGCAGCAGUUAGAGUGGACUUCAACACAAUAUCCAGUGCUGAUCUCCUCUCUGCCCUGAGGACAGUCCUGAAUGACCCGUCCUACAAGGAGAACGCCAUGAGGUUAUCCAGAAUCCACCACGACCAGCCGGUGAAGCCCCUGGACCGCGCCGUCUUCUGGAUCGAGUUUGUCAUGCGCCACAAGGGGGCCAAGCACCUCCGCCCAGCCCUGCAUGACCUCUCCUGGUUCCAGUACCACUCGCUGGAUGUGCUCGGCUUCCUGCUGGCCUGUGUGCUGUCUGUGGUAUUUGUCAUCACUAAGUGUUGUCUGCUCUGUUGUGGGAAGUUUGUGAAAACUGGAAAGAAGGAGAAAAGGGCGUAGUGUGUGGAAUCUGGAAGCGGAAGUCCUGAUAAGCCUCUCUGCCAGGUGUUCUCCAGCAGGAAGAGGUGGAGUUUCCAGAUUUUGUUCCUUCUGGAGCAAGACAAGUUUUCUGGUUCCUCUUUCAACAGAAACUUACUGUGUCAAGGGUUGAUCUGCUUUGAAUCUUUGUGUGUGAGAAAUUUGCAAAAGGGACAAUGAAUAAACAUGGGAAUCAGGAUGUAGAAAAAGGUAAUCUUCCAUGAGUGAAUUUUCAAGCUUGAAAUGGCCUUGCCUUUAUCUGUAAACUUUGGUAUUGGCUUUGAAUUUUGCGUACCAUGUCUAUUAGCAGUUGCAGAGUUCUGUUCACACCUCAAAGCCAGUUAAUAAACACAUGGUAUUAAUUUGUUAAAACAAAUACGGGGGCUGGGGAAAUGACUGAGCAGUUAAGGCUCUUGUCUGUGAAACUUAAGGACCCUGGUUUGACUCCCCAGGUCCCAUGUAAGCCAGGUGCUCAAGGGGGAGCAUAU
Messenger RNA from Jaculus jaculus (lesser Egyptian jerboa), 2104 nucleotides. RefSeq names its product UDP-glucuronosyltransferase 2B1-like. The coding region runs from base 6 to 1598 and encodes 530 amino acids. The record is from RefSeq and is a predicted model, not a curated record. Gene Ontology annotation, molecular function: UDP-glycosyltransferase activity. The transcript is spliced from 6 exons. Lineage: Eukaryota; Metazoa; Chordata; Mammalia; Rodentia; Dipodidae.